AUUACAAUUCUUGAGAAAGCGUCAACACAAAGGGCAAGACGAAGAGAAAUCGGGUCAAAUUUCAUUACAUUACAUGUAAAAAGUGACUACGCAAACCGUGGGACUCCUAGGAGCAGAGUGUUUCACGAAGAACAUUAACAAGUUGCCGUUGUCGUUUAUUCGCCCAGUACCUUGAACUGUACGGACUACUUAAUUAGAUAAAUAGUAUAAAAGACAUACUUGAGCUAGACAGGCGUGUCUCUUAACAACUGAACAAUUAUCCAUUUGCCUUCACGCCUGAGCGGUCAUCACGAAUGCAGACACUAUAAAUAGCUAGGCCGCUACUUCUGGUGAAGAAAGAAACGCCUUUUCCAUAUCGGUUAUCGUUCAAAAUUUCAAGGAAGAAAGACGGCGUUGUUGUGUUUCCCAAAUUGAUACAGUAGCAGUUAGAAGAUGGCUGAAAAUCAGGUGAGCGGAACAUGCUGAAUAAUAGCACUAGUGUUCACAACAUGUGUUCGGCUUUUUUUUAGUUUGUCGGCAGUUCGCUUUUGAUGUAGACUCACGACAAACAGUAUCUAGCUGGUUGGAGAAGGAAUUUCUAUGAAAUUUAUACCAGUGUUGUAUCGAGCGUUAGCCCUUUGUCAGAGCGAACUUCAGUUUUGAAACUCUUUACGAUGGCCAAUUUACGUUAUCAACUCAGUUGAUAAUACCAAAUUACCUUGUUGUACUCUCCCACCGACGCAGCAGUUCGCUUGUGAUGCAGACUGGCGAUAAAGAGCAUCUGGCUGGUUGUAGAAGGCAUUUCUAUGAAAUUUAUUCUCAAUAGUGAUUCCCAGUCGACUUAAAAACAAAAUUGUAACGCGCUAACGAACUUUCAAGUAAAACUUGUCUAGACCAGAGUUUUGCUGAUGGACAAUGGCGACGACUCAGCGUUGGGUGCAACCGAAAGAGAUAAUGAAUCAAGUUACCUAUGAAGAAAAAAAAUGAAUAAACUAUUUAUGAUUCUCUUUAUAAUAACAAGCUCCACGCUCCUUCAGUUUCAAAACUGACGCUCGCUCUGACGAAGGGAUAACGCACGAAAGGUCUGUCUUUGUUUGAAACUCUUUACGGUGACCAGUUUACCUUAUUAACUCAGUCGCUAAUACUAAAUUACCCUGUUGGACUCUUCCACGGAUGCAGCAGCACUACUUUAGAAACUUACUCACUUUAUCCACGCUCCUCCGACUGAUAAAAGAAACACAAUCCGCUAUCAAUAAUAAGAACAUUAAUGCGUGGGGGAAUUUGCAUUUCUGAAUUCCUUUACCUUGGAGGAGUCAAAACAGUAACUUUUGCGGUCGACUUUUUACCUAAAAUACUACUACAAAUCAUGGAGAAGCAUGUGAGCCUCCUUUGGAAUACAACGAUUGGAAGAAAACACACUCUUUCAGAGGGACCCAGAUAAUGCAAUCGAAUGUUUAUUUCUGUUCAGGAAAAAAUUAAAAUCAGAGAAACAUUCCACACCAUUCCAAGGUCAGUUACGCGGAAGAUCGUGUCUUCAACAUUUCAGUCCUGUCGCAUCUAAUGCUCUUAAGGGAGAAAUGAUAUCGCAUUCGAGCUAACUUUUGAAACUGAUUAAAUUAUGAGUAGGUAGCGUAGGAUCAGCAGAAAAGUUGGCUAAAGACUUUACCAAAAUUAUUUAGUAAACAUCUUUUGUGAUAGAUUACUGAACAGACAGGGCGGCAACUUAGAAUCUAGUUGUUUUAUUUUAUAAAAAAAAUGGUGACGCCAAAGACUUCUGUCUUUCAAAAAUAUUUAGUAAAAUAACAAUCUUUAAUUCAGUUAUCAUAUUACUUUGAACAGACAGGGCGGCAACUUAGAAUCUAGUUGUUUUAUUUUAUAAAAAAAAUGGUGACGCCAUUCAUGCGUAGAAGUUUUUUGUUUGUGUGGUCAUGCGAAGCAAUUAAACUUGAAAUAGGAUGUAUGAUUUAAGGAGGACAUGAUGAAAUUCUUUAAAAACCACUUUCCAUUCUGUUUCGUAUCCUCCAAAAACCAUUUCGGAGGCUGUACACGUUCACUUUCUCAACGUCCUUUCCUGAAUUGGCUGCGCAGUUGACUUACAUGAUUACAAGGGAAAAGUAUUUAUCUCGCUUUUUUUUGCAGGCCUUGUACCGUCCGUGUUUGUUACUCGAUAUCAAAGUGUUACGUGGAAGGAAUAUUACCCUGGGCACUUAUUCUGAUUGGGGUUAGUAUUGUUCAUUCAAAAACUCAUUAAUAAUUCAUAAGCCCAUUAACCUAUCAAAUGGUAGAUAAUACAUCACGUGCAGUGACUUUAGAUCGAUAAACCUCAUCCUUAUUAGUAUGCGGUGUUUUAUCAGAUAUAAAGACACUGCACGUGACUUAUGAAUAUUAAUUAAUUAUCAACACAGAAACUGACACAACAAAUGGUGGGAACAUAUUUAAUGUUCUUUCAACAAAUUUCACACAGUAAAUUUACUUUUGCGCCAAAUUAAUAGUACAAUUGUGAAAUACACAUCUGGAAAAAUUCUCUAUUCCAUUAGUACAGUAAUCUGGUAAAGGCAUAUUAGACAAUACAUCAUCUGAAACUUCGAAUGUUUUUCUCGUAUGCUAAUUUCUAACGUUCACAAAAGUAUAAUUGUUAUGAACUCUCUUGACACACGCUUUUCCAAGAAUGUUUUUGAAGCCGUUCAAAAAACUCGCAGCACGUGUUUUAUCGGGUCAAAAACCACUCGGCUACGCCUCGUGGUUUUAAACCCGAUCAAACACUCCUGCUCGUUUUUUAAACAUUACAUAAUCACUGUUACAUUAUUUUCCUUAUUUCUUGUACAGACUGAUACUGUGUAUGUAGCCACCGGAAUGUCGUCUGUUUUGUUCAACUUUUUUUCUGCUCAUUGUAGUCUACUGAAGUGAACAUGAUCUGUUAAAUGCUACAGUUAUAUGUUCUCUCAGUGGUAAAGUUAGCUGAACCUGCAUUGUAAACGACUACUUUGGGAACCCCAGUUAGUGUCACAAAUUAUCGACAGCCACCAUGUUUUAGCACUUCCUUUGGUUGAGAUGGUAUUCACCUGACCGGUUGUUGUCUGUGAUGAUCUGUAAAUCAGUUCAUGAAAUUUUUCCAUCCGAGGACUGUCUAACUAAUCAAUGUUCUUCAUGUAAUUAGCUCGGAGGCAGAGAGACAGUUUUAUUGAUUGGCGAAAGUUGUCUGCGCUCACUUUCGUUCAAGAAAAUCACAGCAUAUGUUACCCCCCCCCCCCUCAGAUAAAAUAAAAUAUUUUUAUCUUUCAGUGGAUACACCGGAUCCCUACGUAAAAUUGUUCAUUAGAACAGCGCCAAAUGGCAAGAAGAGAACCAAAGUGAAAAACAACACAGCUAACCCUGUGUGGGAAGAAACAUUGCAGUUUUACCUUGAUCAAAAUGUGAAAAACAUUUUGGGUAAGCAACCUAUGGUAUUUGGAACACGAGAGUGAGACAAGAUGCAUUUUUCUUGAUCAUUUAUUGGGUUACUUCGGUAAACAACAUAUUGAACCUUAAAACUUAACUUAAAAUAUAGUCGAGAUUUAGUUGCUUCAGUUUAAAUUGAAAACGCAAGGUUCUUUUAAGAGCCGAGAAAUGCUUUUUCUUUCCCAGAUCUUAUCAAAAAACAGGAACUGGAGAAGUUAUCUUCAAUUCCACUGUUGAUCUCACUGAAAUAUUCCGUUCGUAUAAGUUCCAUUGAUGUGUUUUGACCCAUUCACUUGUCAACUUAAAACUUUCUUUUUUUCUCAGAAAUAACUUUAAUGGAGUCAGACACACUCAGUGACGAUUUGGUAGACACAAAGUCAUUUGACUUAAGUGCAUUGAAAAUCGAUGAAACUUACCAGAAAACAUUUGUCUUCAGAGAGGUAUGA
This is a messenger RNA of Pocillopora meandrina, 3863 nucleotides long. The record is from the annotation of a GenBank genome assembly. Lineage: Eukaryota; Metazoa; Cnidaria; Anthozoa; Scleractinia; Pocilloporidae.